AUGUAAGAAGUCAAACCUCCUAGAGAAUCUUUGGUUAAAUAUGAGAAUCCCAUUGAAGUUAGCAAUGCUAAUGAUGCUACUAGAGGACUUUAAGGAAAAAAGAAAGCUUAGUUAUCUCCUUUAGAGUCAAAACCAAAUACAGAAGUAAAUCAUGUAUUUGAAAAUUCAAGGAUAUUUUGAAUGCUAUUUUGCCACCAAUUGAAUGGGAUCAUGAAGGAAAACAUUAUAUAUAAUAUGUGUCACAUGUGGCAGCUACCAGAGAAGAUGUUGGAAAUUUACAAAAACUUUUGGAUGAACGAUUGUUAGCACGAUAAGCAAGGUAUUUUUAAUUAAAAAGCCUUAUUAUAGAGAAACUGGCAUAUGUCCAAUAAGAGAAGAAUUGUUGAGUUAAUGUUUUGAUGAAAUUAUCAGAUAAGUUACAAUCGACUGUCCUGAAAGAGGUAUUAAAUUUUAUUUAUUAUUACUUAGGGUUGUUAUUGAUGAGAGUGAGAGAUGAACUCAAGAUGACUAUAGCAGCUUAUUAAACUUUAUACAAUUCUUCGGUUACUUUUGGAAUGAGAAAAUAAUUAUAAGCUGAAAUGGGAAAAAGUGAAUUGGAAGAAAAGAUAGUAUAGUUGGAACAGAGGAAAUAGAAAUUAGAGGAGAAAGUAUUAAAUACAUUUAUUUAGAGAAUCGAUUUACUUAAUAAGAAGGAUUCAUUGGAUAAAAAGAUUAAGGAAAGAAAUCAAAUUGAAGAAUAAAAAAGAAAAUAAGAAAUAGAAUUCCUCAAAUAUUAAGGAUAACAUUUAGAAGCAUUCCUUAAAUCUGUUCAACCAGAAUUGAAAUGA
Molecule: messenger RNA, 827 nt
Organism: Paramecium primaurelia
Lineage: Eukaryota; Ciliophora; Oligohymenophorea; Peniculida; Parameciidae
Source: the annotation of a GenBank genome assembly